Molecule: messenger RNA, 2566 nt
Organism: Scaptodrosophila lebanonensis
Lineage: Eukaryota; Metazoa; Arthropoda; Insecta; Diptera; Drosophilidae
Gene: mRNA-cap
Product: mRNA-capping enzyme
Exons: 6
Coding region: 541-2451 (636 amino acids)
Biological process (GO): protein dephosphorylation; 7-methylguanosine mRNA capping
Molecular function (GO): mRNA guanylyltransferase activity; ATP binding; protein tyrosine/serine/threonine phosphatase activity
Source: RefSeq, a predicted model, not a curated record
CAGCAUAUGUGCAAUAUCAAAUUAAAUAAUUGUUCAGCAUCCGCAUCAAUAUUCAAUAUCUAUGAAAUUGUAAAAACUUUCCUACAAAAAGUGCAACGCAAUUGUGCGAGUAGUUGGUCUAAAGGAGACGCGUUGCCAACUUGCCUCCAGCUGUUUUGUGGCAUUGCGAGCUAUCGGUGGCAACACUCUUCGUCACAACACGCACACAGGGACGCACACAAACCAAAGCGGCCACUCUGUCUACGCUGCCUGCUUUAGGUUUUUCAAUUUUUUAUUUUUGGUGAAAAUGUGAAGUAGUUAAAAAACGCAAUAUAAAUUAUAAAACAACGGAGCACAGGUGCUGGCAGGCAGGUUGGUUUCGACAAAGAGAAGCCAACAAUAAUUGGCAGCCGGCAAGAGCCUCGUAAACGACAGAAUUGGCCCAGUGGCCCCAUACACACACACACGAGCAAAUCGCUUGCGUAUGCCUGUGCCUGCUGCAGAUCCUCCAGGUACUGUCACUGUCAACUCUAACCGAGGCACAGGUGCAGCUGCUGCAGCAUGUCUCAACAACGGGAACGAGGUUCCGGGCCAUUGCCCAACCGCUGGCUGUAUUGUCCACGAAAAAGCGACUCAAUUAUUGCCGAACGUUUCCUCGCUUUCAAAACGCCACUCAGCAAGGCCUUCCAGGACAAAAUGCCCAUUGAGUGCACAUUUCUGCCCGAGAUGCUGUUCGACUAUUGCAAAACAUUGAAGCUGAAGCUGGGUAUGUGGGUGGAUUUGACGAACACAAAGCGUUUCUAUGAUCGUGCUACGGUAGAGGGGCGAGGCGCCCAAUACAUAAAACUGCAGUGUCGGGGGCACGGCGAGACGCCAUCUCCGGAACAAACGCACGCCUUUAUCGAAAUUGUCGACAACUUUAUCAACGAACGUCCCUUCGAUGUGAUUGCAGUGCACUGUACACAUGGCUUCAAUCGAACUGGAUUUCUCAUAGUCUCCUAUAUGGUGGAACGUCUGGACUGCUCUGUGGAGGCUGCCAUGGCCAUAUUUGCCAAUGCCCGCCCACCUGGCAUUUAUAAACAAGACUACAUCAAUGAACUCUUCCGUCGUUACGAGGACGAAGAAUACGCACCACAGGCGCCGGAGCAACCCCACUGGUGUUUAGAGUACGAUGAUAGCAAUGGAAAUGCGCAGGAAAGUAGCAGAAAGCGUCAAUACGAUGACGAUACCUCGUCCACAUCUCAAGCGGCAUCAUCUGCGGGCACGUCCAGCGCAAACGCCGCAUCCACCCUCGAGGAUGAUGACGACCUGGAAGGUGAAGAAGCAGGUGAUGGAAGCAAUGCCGAUGGUUCUACAGCGAAACGAAAGCGACGUCGCGAAAUGGUCGUUAAGAACGCCGCCUUCAUGUCUGGUGUGCCUGGCGUGCGUCAAGUGACGGAUCAGCCGCGUCUCUCCGAUCUGCAGUAUAAGGUGCAGGAGUGGUGUAACUGGAACAAACAUGGCUUCCCAGGCGCACAGCCAAUCAGUAUGGACAGGCACAAUAUUAAGCGACUGCACGAGAUGCCAUAUCGUGUUUCCUGGAAAGCAGACGGCACACGUUACAUGAUGCUCAUAAACAAGCGAGACGAGAUAUUCUUUUUCGAUCGUAAUCACUCGUGCUUUCAGGUCGAGGGCAUUACUUUUGUGCGUCUCAACAAUCUGAACGAGCAUCUUGAAAAUACUUUACUUGAUGGCGAAAUGGUGCUGGAUAAGGUUGGGGACUCGUACACGCCGCGAUAUCUCGUUUAUGAUAUUGUGCGUCUGAACAACCACGAUGUGAGCCAAACGCACUUCUUCCCCAAUCGCUUAAACUACAUCAAGAAGGAGGUCAUCGAGCCGCGCUACCAGGCCAUGAAGCACGGCAUCAUAAAUCGUGGGUUGGAGCCGUUUAGUGUGCGCAACAAGGACUUCUGGGAAAUCAACGUAACCGCCUCACUGCUGGGCGAGAAGUUCUCCCGAUCGCUAGCCCAUGAACCGGAUGGCCUCAUCUUUCAGCCAUCGCAACAGCCCUACAAAGCCGGCGUCUGCAGCGAUGUCUUUAAAUGGAAGCCACACGAACUUAACUCUGUCGAUUUUCGUCUUAAAAUUAUCACAGAGAGUGGCGAGGGUCUCCUCACAAAAAAAGUAGGAUUCUUAUAUGUUGGCGGCCAUGAUGUACCCUUCGGCCAUCUUCAGAAGCUCACAAAGGAUAUACGUGAAUUGGACAACAAGAUCGUAGAGUGUACGAUGAAUUUACGCGGCAAUUGGGAGUUCAUGAGGGAGCGUACGGACAAAAAAUUACCCAACAGCUAUAACACGGCCAUGGCUGUCGUCGAAAGCAUAAAACAUCCGAUCACCAAGGAAAUUCUGCUGGACUAUAUAUCAACUUAUGGCUAUCGUGACGAUCAUGACAUGAUGCCCCCGCCUCCAAACGCAACGCAGCGCAGACAGUGAUAUAUAGAAGCAUAUAAUCGAGAAGAGAGCGCAAGAAACAGAGGAUGAACAGAGAGAGAGACACACACACUCUUAGGAAAUUAAUAAAGAAAUAAUAAUUAUUAUUAUGUCACAA